CUGGAUUUUGUUCAGGUACAUGGCACAGUGUUCGGUCGGCAGUUGCACUCAUUACCGUUCGUGCGAACAAACAAUUCAACGACGAUAACAGUGUUCCGAAGGCCCACGAAUGCGUUCAAGGCGGAUGACGAUUAUCCACCACGGAAGGAUCGCCUGUUCAUUUAUUUGGCACCGUUAUUUCACUGGAAAACGCAACCGGCAUCUGUGUUCAGUCACGCAAUGCCUUGUGAAAAGCUGCGAAUCUGCCUGGAAUACACGGCCACGGAGAUCACCAAAGACCGAUGUUUGUUCAGUUAA
Molecule: messenger RNA, 297 nt
Organism: Gongylonema pulchrum
Lineage: Eukaryota; Metazoa; Nematoda; Chromadorea; Rhabditida; Gongylonematidae
Source: the annotation of a GenBank genome assembly